AUGGGUUCCACUACUGCACACCAAAUGAUCUAUCAUAUCAAAUCUGAACGGCUCUUCCCAGCUACAAAGCCCACUGAGAAGACAACGGUGCUGUCAUUAGUUGAUGCUACAACAGUCGACUUUUCAACUUCCUGUGCUAUCUGGCUGUGUGAGAAACCUGAUCUUCCAGGAGAUGGGUUCAGCCUAUUCGAUCACUUCCGCAAGUCAUUCGAGAUUACCCUGUCAGCGUAUCCCCAAUGGACCGGUCAUUUAAAGAGUAUCACCACACUUGAUCGCUCUCAGAUAAACAAGGAAACAGCCGACUUUCCUCGUCAUGCCCUUCACUACGGCCGUGUUUAUGUUCACUACGGUACAACUUCAGACCCUGGGGUUGAAUUCAUCACUGCACAAAGCCCGGUAACUCUUGACAUCCUAUGCCCUGCUUUGAGAACAAGAGAUCAACCGAUAUACAAUCGCCAAGCUAUCUCUCUCCAUGAAUUAAGCCCUCAAACUGUUAUCGCCAAUGCUUCCCGACCAAGCCCUCCAGAUAAGUCCGGCUUGCUCGCUCCCUUGAUGGCUGCUCAGGUGACUCAACUUACAUGUGGGGGAUUCGCACUAUCGGCAAAGGUUGGACACCCACUUUCUGACAUCUCCUCACUUGUGAAAUUUGCAAAGGAUUGGGCUAGUAUCAGUCAAUGGAUACUUGCUGGUUCCAACUCACCAGCCCCAGUCCUGGAUACUAUCUUCGAGCCCGAUCAAAUAGACUCUAUGGCUGCAGGAGACAUCAAUGCAGAUGGCCCCGAUCCAGGAAUCCUCAAGCAAUGCGCAAGCCUACCUCUAAAUCGGUACGACUGGUGGAUCUCAACAGAAGGCUGUCCCUGGGAAGCAGUGAUCCCCGAACCAUACAGAAGCCAAAAUAUCGAACCGAUCGGCGACGCAAUGCCCUGGUCAGAAUGGGACUCCAAGUCACCUGUAUCGAACUACAUCGUGCAUCUAACCCGUGAACAAGUGGAGAUAAUCUGGAAAGACGCUAUCAGAGGAAGUCCCCAUGAGAGCGGUGUCAUUAGAAUCAGUCGCCAUGACGCCAUCCUUGCACACAUCUGGUCUUGCGUUACUCGUGCGCGCAAGCAAGGUGAGGACUCAGGUAUCAUGCAUUGUGAUCUCACACUUGGACUCCGACCUGCACUCAACCUUGAUCCUGAUUUCAUUGGAUCGCCAAGUAUGAUGGUGAACAUCGAAAUGACCGGAACCCAGCUUGCAUCAUCUACGAUCUCUGCAGAGGAAAGAACGCGUUCGAUUGCGCUAAAGAUUCGCAAGACUAUCAACCAGAUGGCCCGUCCCACCUCUAUUGCUGCCCAUUUGCAUAGCUUAGCAUUUGAUAGUUGCCCGCAACGAAUUUGGCAGGCUUUUCUGGGAUCGCGUCAUCUUCUUGUGACGAGCUGGGCCCGUGCUGGGAUUUACGAGGUUGAUUUUGGAUUACACUCUUUCCCUCAUAUUCGAUACGCAGAAGGGGUGAUUGCUGAUCUGGAUGGAUGCGUUUUGAUCAAGGAGGCGCCACCUACCGGAAACACUGAUGCUUUUGGUGGAGGCUGGACUGAUAAUGGUGUUGAUGUCUCCCUGCAUAUUCGAACGGAAGAUAUGGAGCGGUUGAUUGAGGAUCCACUGCUUCUCCCGCGUGAAAAAUAG
Penicillium malachiteum is the source of this 1665-nucleotide messenger RNA. Its product is annotated as transferase family protein. The record is from RefSeq and is a predicted model, not a curated record. NCBI's taxonomy places the organism in Eukaryota, Fungi, Ascomycota, Eurotiomycetes, Eurotiales, Aspergillaceae. The transcript has a single exon. Bases 1 to 1665 code for a protein of 554 amino acids.